This is a messenger RNA of Dentiscutata heterogama, 169 nucleotides long. The record is from the annotation of a GenBank genome assembly. Lineage: Eukaryota; Fungi; Glomeromycota; Glomeromycetes; Diversisporales; Gigasporaceae.
AUGAAACGAUUUGUAUAUCCUAGUAGUUUAGAAUGUACUUUUGCUUUUCACAUGGGUGAAGCGGAAGUAUUUAAAAAAAAUUAUUCGGUAAAACGUGAUCAAAAUGCUCAACGUAAUCGUAAAUUAACAUUAGAAGAAAAAAUCUUUGAGGAAUUAUUUGGUGGUUUGA